Scophthalmus maximus (turbot) is the source of this 2824-nucleotide messenger RNA. RefSeq lists its product as uncharacterized. The record is from RefSeq and is a predicted model, not a curated record. The transcript has 7 exons. Lineage: Eukaryota; Metazoa; Chordata; Actinopteri; Pleuronectiformes; Scophthalmidae. Bases 585 to 1736 code for a protein of 383 amino acids.
UUGACUUCCAAGUGAUAGUUGCUGGCUAUUGUGUUGAUCUCAAUCUUCUUCUUUGAAGGAGCCUGCAGUCAGAAACGCACAACUGUCAAUCAGCCAAGCCUUCGUCGGAAAAACUGAAUCUCGGCUGAUGAAGACUUGAGAGUGAAGCAAAAUUCACAGGUGUUUGCACUGAGGACAGCAGGGCUGCAAUGAAACCGUCUGAUGCCACUGAGGAAUGUGAGACCGUUAAUCCCACACAACAGAAACAGAAGCGCACAAUGUCACCGAGCUGCCGUGUCAUACUCCAAUGAGACCGUUUGAACCCGGACAAACACCGAGCCGCCCGUGGCUGGGAUACCUGCGUCACCUCCCGGGGUUCUUCAGACAGCUGUGUUGGACGUGUUCCUCUUCCAUGACUCAACAUCUGUGAAAAAAAAACACCAAAAAAAAACAUCUGGAAUUUUCCCAGGGACUUCAAAUGUGGGCCAAAGUAUGAGACGUCAUCCACUAUCAGCUUCCUCUUUUCUAGAUCUGUCACUUCAUCCCGAUCUGCUCAUGAGGCGACGUCAGUGAAGAACUCGCAGAGGAGGACCGGUUCCCUGGCGAUGCGCGAAGGUCCGGUUGCUGCGUUGCCUGUUCAGCAGCAGCCUAACAGGCACAUCUGCCCCCAGGCUGUGGGCGUCGCCCCGGAGGGCCUGCAAGAUCCUCCGUUGUGCUCCGGAUCCAGGCGUGCCCAAAGACGGGAGGAGCACAUGAUGGAUAAGAGCUCCACUUGGGAUACAGCAACGCCUGACCUAAAGCAGAAUGGACACCGUGGAAGCUGCCAGAGGUCAGACGUGGCUCACGGACCGGACCGGGGCAUGGGGGGCUCAGACUUGGAGCACAGAGCCGCUGCUCAUACCAGCGCUCAGACGGAGGCCCACUGUGGAGCCACGUCACCUCAGCAACAAGAGAGGAGCCCCGCUGUGUCCGCGUCAGAAGACAGUUCGCCGGAUGUGCUCAGAAUAGUGAAGCACCAGCCGAGCGCCAUCGUGUUCUGCGACCACGAUCGCAGCCCCGACAACCAGGGGAGCUCCGAUGGCGGGGAGUCCUCCUCACCUGACACCGCAGAGGGAGAGGGGGACAAUGACGAGGACGACGAUUUUCCCGAGACGUUACAAUACAAGGAAUUCCUGGUCAGUCGUCGCCGUAGGAGCUCGAGCAGGAACAGGAAGUGCUCGAGGAAGAGACAGGAGGCCCAGCCCGGCAGCACCGCAUCUGGCGGGCAGAAGCCCGCCGGCCAGGGCAAAGCCGAGGUCACGGGUGGCAGGGAGGAAGAGGAGAACAAUGGAGGACAGGCUGCGGCGUGUGACUCCAUGAACCUGCUGAUGAACAAGUUGGAUCAGCUCGAUGAGGGGAUCCAAGAAGGCCAAAGCUCGAAUUGCUCCCAUCCAGACGCGGCCACUGGCACCGACCAGGAGCAGCAGAGCGACGUGGAGGGCAGGACGGCGAGCCGUGCCCCGCGUCAGGAUGAGGGAACCUGCCGGGCGACAGACAAAUCGGAGCCACCGACUCGACGGCGCUCGAGACCUUUGACCCGCAGCAGACCGCUGACCCGCUCGUCCCUCUCGUCCCCCACACAUCUCCACGCGCGACGGGCCAGGGUGAGCCCGGCUGUGUGUCCCUGUGUGGUUCCGCUUUGGGUCUGUCCACUGUUGUCCACGCCAGAGCUUAGCGGCAACUACUUCAGCCACACGUUUGUAGUGACCGAGUGGUAACCCGCCGUGACACCACCCAUCGGUUUGCGAGCUGUCGUUCUGAAGUCUCGAGUUCAACAUUUCGUACAGCGUCCGUCUUUGGUUUCUUGUAACCAGAGUAACCAUUAUUUGGCGCAGCGGGAGGUGGGGCCUGACCGGGAGUUUGCACACUGCACGUCCACCUACACCCCCACCUACACCCCCACCUACACCCCCACCUACACCCUGCGAUCGCGCGCGUAUCGAACGGCUUCUGAUCGAUCAUGUGUGAUUGAUAUGAGUUGAUCAGUUAACAGUGUGACAUUUUGUCUUGUGUUAUUACAAUGACCAUGACCAGGCAAUUCUGAAACAAACUGCUUGAGAAUUGAUAUUGGAUUUUUUUUACGUUUUCGAUCUCCAUUUUUCAUGUCGUCUAUUUUAUAUCUUCCUACACGAAGCUGUUUCACAGGAGAGAAGAAUGUUCUCUUCACUUUCUCUUUUGACUGUUUCUUGAGAAACCCUCCCUUUCUCUUGUCAUCCUCCUCCCUCUCUCUGGGCUUUCCAGUCCAGUCUGCAUGUUUCCUGCUGCUGUGUAAAUAAUGUGAAAGUAAAAGGAUGAGGCAGCUCUGCUCCCUCCUGUAGCAGGCAAGGUCACAUCCUUCUGUGUCAGCACUUGGACGUGACGAGAGCUACCACAAAUAAACCACCGCAUGGUUCAAGAGACCGGCGACCAUCUUAAGUGGAGAAUGAAUAGACUUUGGAACUGACCCUGGAAAUAUUGUUCUCUUACUUUUUGGAGCUGUACAUCAUUCUUCUUAGUGUUCUCUUAAAAGUGAAGAAUUGAAUUGAAUUGAAUUGAAAAUGUGUUUAUUCCGAAAUAAUGAAACAGGUGGACAGAUAUAGAAGAGUGAUAUUCACAAACAAUAACAGCGUAAAGCAAAACGAAACUGUCCAACACUUGCUCCUUUACAUGUUCGAAAAGGGGUGAGAAGAAGAAAAACUUAUUUAAUCUCACCCCUUCUCCCCAAGAAAUUCAUCUAUAAUUAAUAAUUAUUCAGCUUCCUUAUUGAUUGAAAUCUAUACUUUAGCUAAUAUGACUUGCAUCUUUAUCUCUAAAUUCAUUACUAAUA